This is a messenger RNA of Daphnia carinata, 1620 nucleotides long. Its product is annotated as rhodopsin, GQ-coupled-like. The record is from RefSeq and is a predicted model, not a curated record. The coding region runs from base 1 to 1548 and encodes 515 amino acids. Gene Ontology annotation, biological process: G protein-coupled receptor signaling pathway. Lineage: Eukaryota; Metazoa; Arthropoda; Branchiopoda; Diplostraca; Daphniidae. Gene Ontology annotation, molecular function: G protein-coupled receptor activity. The transcript is spliced from 4 exons. Gene Ontology annotation, cellular component: membrane.
AUGUUUAGCGAACGUUCCAGGAAGUUGCUUACUCCAGCCAACAUUCUGCUAGUUAAUCUAGCUUUCAGUGAUCUAAUCAUCAUCUCCAUGAUACCAAUCUUCAUUUACAACAGCUUUCUUCAAGGUCCGGCAAUCGGAGGCUUUGGUUGUAAAGCUUAUGGCUUCCUAAGCGGUUUUUCCGGGACUUCGACCAUAUUGACGUUGGCUGCCGUAGCGGUCGAUCGCUAUCUUGUCAUCAGCCGACCAUUAGAGCUCGGCAAGAAACCAACUCGUUCGUGGUCGUACGUAACCAUCGGACUUAUAUGGUUUUAUUCGGCCACGUUCGCAUCGUUGCCGUUUUUGGGAGCCGGAAAGUACGUCCCGGAAGGCUACUUGACCAGCUGUAGCUUUGAUUAUCUGUCAGACGACACUGGAACCCGUGUUUUCAUCCUGAUUUUCUUUAUCGCCGCCUGGGUGUGUCCAUUGACGGCCAUCAUUUUCUGCUAUGCGGCAAUCAUCCGUGCCGUCUACCACGUCCGUCAAAAUGUUACACGCGGAGCGUCUGAUCUUGGCGUUGAAAAGCAGCGACAUCGGCAGUCACUUUCGCCCAUUACUAACUCCACCACCGCCAUAGUUCGCGAGAAAAAAAUCGCUAAUCAACUUGGAGGUACUCACAUGCCUUCUAGAAAAUUAUUUGAUAAAGUUUGGCGUAAAAUCUGCACGGUUGGUAUAUCCAUUUUAUGUUCCACACACCUGUUUUUUUUUCUAUCGAAUUUGUGGAAGUGCAUUCAGUUACCUUUUUUCUGUGUCAUUUAUGUAACAGGUAUCAACCAACCGAAUGUCGAAGUAGCAAUCGCCAAAAUUGUUGCCGGUUUGGUCAUCAGCUGGAUUAUAGCUUGGACUCCGUAUUCUCUCAUUGCUUUGUUAGGAAUCUCAGGUCAGAGUCACCUCUUGACUCCCUUCAGUUCAAUGUUGCCCGCCCUGUUUGCUAAGACGGCCGCCUGCGUUGAUCCGUUUAUUUAUUCGCUAAACCAUCCCAAAAUCCGCCAAGAAAUCAUUUACCGAAUCUACAACUGUUUCCUCCAAUCUGCUGGCCGACGAGGCGCCUCUUUCAAUUCAGAUAUCCCUGAGUGGAAGAUGAGCGGAUCGGCCAGAGCCACCAGGCAGCAAUUUUACCAUAGUAACUUGCAUCACGGCCGGAUUGCUGGUCCACUUUCUUCUUCUCGUCGAACAACAAGAGGCCUACAGGUCGGAUUGUCGAGCGACGCAGUUAGAGGGGACUAUAGCAUCAACGGAAAGGACAAUAAAAAUAACAUUACCAGUGAGUUAUCCAGCGAAGAAAACCGUUCUUCCAACAUUGAAGUGUUAGAAUCGGCAGAUAUUAUCACUGAUAUGAUCGAUUGCAAUCAAGAUUGGCAUUUUGGACGACUCCGCCGUCUUUUGUCAGGCACAGAUGAGACAAGUUGUACGUCUCAAAAUGGGGUUCCUACAAGUUUGGUUCACAUCCAUUCGACAACGAAUCACCAUCUCGUUUGUGCUACAUCAUCUUCAAUGUCCACACAGCUCUAACGCGUGCUACGGCAAAGAAAAGCGUAACGUGCAUGAGAAGGAAUUUAGAAAUUCAUUCUAUUGUACAUUUAC